Messenger RNA from Entrophospora candida, 3897 nucleotides. Lineage: Eukaryota; Fungi; Glomeromycota; Glomeromycetes; Entrophosporales; Entrophosporaceae. The record is from the annotation of a GenBank genome assembly.
AUGGACAAUAAUAUAGACAUUGUAAAAAAUGAAAAACAAAUUGCAACAUCAUCAAAUUCUUUAACAGACAUUUUUGAUACUACAAACAAUACGAAUACACCCAGAAUAAAUACUGAUAGUAUAAUUAUAGACAAUAUAGACAAUACUCAAAAUUCUCCCGCUGACUCCACUUCAAAAACUUUAACUCCCACUUCGAAAGCUCUUACCCCAUUCACUUCCACAGUAGAUAACACCUCGAGACAAAUAAGUUCUGCAUCAACGAUAGCUGAUGCUGUUAAACCUUCUCGACAACCUUUUUCUUUCGCUCCUUACCUACUUUCUCCUUUAUUCGAUCCAAAAAAUUUGAGAUUACUAAAAAUUUUUGGUGGAACUGAUGGUAUAAUAAAAGGUUUACACACAAAUAUUGAAACCGGUCUAAGUAGUGAUGAAAUGGCUCCUCUAGAUGAAAUAUCACUAGAUGAAAUAUCAGACAUCGCAAAUGAAGAUGACACCGAAUAUUUAGAGAGAAUUAAAUCUAAAAAAUCUACCGCCGCUCCUAUAAUAAUAACUGGUCAACAACCUGUUGAUAGCUCUCCUUUCUAUCAAAGAAAAAUGGCUUUUGGUACUAAUGUCUUGCCCGAAAGAAAACCAAAAUCUAUAUUUGUGUUAAUGUGGAUGGCCUUGCAAGAAAAGAUUUUGGUCCUGUUGACUAUUGCUGCAAUCAUUUCACUAGGUCUUGGUUUGUACGAGGAUCUCCGUCCAAAUGCUGACCCAAAUAAGCCAAAAGUAAGUUGGGUGGAAGGUGUUGCUAUAAUUGUUGCUAUCAUGAUAGUUGUCUUGGUCGGAAGUAUAAAUGAUUGGCAGAAAGAACGUCAAUUCCAGAAAUUAAAUGCUAAAAAAGAAGAUCGUCAUGUAAAAGCUACAAGAAAUGGCAAGGAAUUCUUAUUGUCUGUUCAUGAUAUUUUAGUUGGUGACAUACUACAUUUAGAACCUGGUGAUAUAAUAGCUGCUGAUGGUAUAUUGGUAUCAGGUCAUAACCUUCGAUGUGACGAGUCUGCAGCAACAGGUGAAAGUGACGCUGUAAAGAAAAUCAAAUACGAAAAUAUCAAUAACCAAUUAUCGUCCGGAUCAACAAGCAAUCAACCUCAUCUAAAUACAACCCACAUAAAAGCUGAUCCUUUUAUAAUCAGUGGAAGCAAGGUUAUAGAGGGUGUGGGGUCUUAUGUUGUCACUUGUGUUGGUGCGAAUUCUUACCAUGGUCGUACAAUGAUGUCCCUUAGAUCGGAACCAGAAGACACUCCACUUCAAAUCAAAUUAAAUGAUCUUGCUGAAAAAAUCGCCAAACUUGGUGGUGCUGCUGCGUUACUUAUGCUCAUGGUUUUAUUAAUAGAAUAUUUUGUUACAUUUCGUAAUGGAGCUCCUGGCACUGCUUCUGAAAUUUUAGAAAGUUUGACUACAAUCUUUAUAUCUGCUGUGACUGUGGUGGUGGUUGCCGUACCAGAAGGUUUACCAUUAGCUGUAACUUUAGCACUUGCUUAUGCAACAACGCGCAUGCUUAAGGAUAAUAAUCUUGUUCGUGUUUUAGCCGCUUGCGAAACAAUGGGAAACGCUACCAUUAUAUGUUCAGACAAAACUGGAACAUUAACUCAAAACAAAAUGACUGUAGUUGCUGGAACAAUUGGUUUAUCAAAGUCUUUUGUAAGGGAUGUCGAUGUCACACGUAGGAAUUCCCCUUCUCAAAAAAUACCAAAAACGCUAGAAAAUCCUAUCCUUUUAAAAGAUUUGGCAAAAGAAUUACCCGCCGACUCGCUUAAAUUAUUAGAAGAAUCAAUAGCUAUAAAUUCAACGGCAUUUGAAGGUGAAAAGUUGGAGGAUGGUAAAAUUAAUUUUGUCGGUUCAAAAACUGAUACUGCUUUAUUGAGUCUUCUUUUCGAUUUAAAUCUGGAAAACUAUAAAUCAUUAAGAGAGUCUGCUAAAAUUCAACAGCUUUACCCAUUUAGUUCUGAGCGGAAAGCGAUGGGUAUAGUGGUAAAACUGAAAAAUAAUAAAUUUAGGUUCUUAGUAAAAGGUGCCAGUGAAGUUUUGCUUAAAAAAGCAACAAAAAUAAUCGAAUCAACUGAUAAAUUAGCAUUUGAUAGUAAUGCCGAUGUGGUCGAUUUAUCAGAAGAGGAUAAUAAGACGCUUCAUAAAAUAAUAGAUCAUUAUGCUGGUCAAAGUUUAAGGACUAUUGCUAUAGCUUAUCGCGAUUUUGAUGAAUGGCCACCAAAAAAUACGAUUGUUGAUGACGGGGGCGAAGUUAAAUUUGAAGAUUUGGCUGAGAAUGUAACAUUGAUAGGCAUAAUGGGUAUUGAGGAUCCGUUAAGAGUUGGUGUAAAAGAAGCUGUCUUGGAUUGUAAAAAGGCAGGUGUGAGAGUUUGUAUGGUGACUGGUGACAAUCUUCUAACAGCAAAAUCUAUUGCAGCUCAAUGUGAUAUAUAUACUAAUGGUAAAGUUAUGGAGGGUCCAGUGUUUCGUGAACUUUCACCUGAGGAAAUGGACAAUGUCAUACCAAGAUUACAGGUUCUUGCAAGAUCUAGUCCCGAAGAUAAAAAAAUUUUAGUUAGUCGUUUAAGAGAAAUGGGUGAAGUAGUUGCUGUUACUGGUGAUGGUACAAAUGAUGGACCUGCUCUUAAAGCAGCUGAUGUUGGUUUCUCAAUGGGCAUUGCUGGUACCGAGGUAGCAAAGGAAGCAUCUUCAAUUAUUUUAAUGGAUGAUAAUUUUGCAAGUAUAGUCAAAGCCAUUAUGUGGGGAAGGUGUGUAAAUGAUUCCGUGAAAAAAUUCUUACAAUUUCAAUUGACAGUCAAUGUCACAGCAGUAGUCUUGACAUUUGUAUCUGCUGUGUCAAGCGGCAGUCAAGAGUCUGUUCUUACCGCCGUACAAUUAUUAUGGGUUAAUCUUAUCAUGGAUACCCUUGCCGCACUUGCACUUGCUACAGACCCACCAACACCUGAAUUAUUAGAUCGUGAUCCUGAACCUAAAACUGCACCUCUUAUAACUUUCGAUAUGUGGAAAAUGAUACUCGGUCAAAGUCUUUUUCAAUUGGUGGUAACAUUUGUUUUACUAUAUGCUGGCAAUAAUAUCUUAAAUUAUGAUGACUUAGUGGAUAAAGAUGCAGCUAAAUUGAGAUUGGAUACUGUUAUAUUUAAUACUUUUGUUUUCUUGCAAAUUUUUAAUGAACUCAAUUGUCGUCGUUUAAAUCAUAAGUUGAAUAUAUUCAAAAAUAUAACAGCAAAUAAAUUUUUAAUUGUCAUAUUUUUCAUAACGGUUGUUGGACAAAUACUUAUAGUUGAAUUCGGUAGUGUGGCAUUUCAUACUACCCAUCUUAAUAUAUAUGAAUGGUUAUUGUGUAUAAUAGUUGGAUUUAUGUCAAUACCAUUUGGAGUUGUAAUUCGAUUAAUACCCAAUGAAUUUUUCAUGUGUUAUACCAAACCUGACAGCACAAAGACAGUUGCGUCAAUCAACAGGAAUUCAAUGUAUUCACCUCAUACUCUGGUUGGAGCUGAUCAGAAAGAAUGGAAUGAAGCAGUUCUUAAGGUCCAAAAUCAGUUGGGAGUUUUCAAGGCACUUCGUGGUGGUAGAUUCAAAGCCCAUUUUGGAGAUCGUAAAGAGAAACAAGUUACAAGAUCAAACGCCUUUGCGGCAGCUACAAUGGUUCCAAGUUUGAUAUCUGCAUCAGUUGGAGCAGGAUGGGCACCGAUACAAAUUAUUGAUAACGGUAAUGGUGGUAGGGAACCAAGUAUCACACAAUUGGAUUUAGCUGCUCUAAGAUCAAGAUCAAGGAAUCAAUCUUUUCAAGAUAGCAGAAAUGGAUCUCCUAGAAGUAAUUCAUUUGCCAAAAGUCCUACUAGUAAUAAUGGUGUUGGUUUAGAUAACGUAUGA